AUGGCGAACCCUGAGCUAGCAAUAGCCAAGGCCUCCUUGAGCGCCAUCCUCUUCCGCAAAGAGCCCGUCUCGCUCACCAGGCCCGAGAUCGAGAGCUUCCACACCCUCCUCCACGACGCGAUACACCAGUGCUCGCCCGCCAACGUUCAGAAAUGCAAGCGUUGGAUCCUCAAGAACUUGGUCCCCUCGCCGGCGCGCGUCACCGCCGUCGGCAAAUACCUGGCCGCACUCUCCAACUCCUUUCCCGAUGACGGCAAGACGAAGCCCUCCACGCGGAGGAAGCGUCUGCACAUCCUUUACGUCAUCAACGACGUCCUCUACCACGUCGCCGUGCGCGAUCGGGACACACGCUUCGCGACAGCCCUGGAAGCCAGCCUGACGCCCCUCCUCCACGGCGCCGCUAAGUUCCCAAACUGCCUCAAACACGCGAAGAAGCUCGAGAAUCUGCUGGCGCUGUGGGAGAUGCAAAAGUACUUUUCCGCGACCGUCAUCGAUGACCUUCGCGAGACUGUCAAAGAAGCCCCCCACGGCGGCAAGGUGUCAAAGGGAGGAGAACAGGGCCAGACGGGGUCGAAUCUCGGCGCGAGGCCCGCCAAAGAUGCGCCCUACACGAUCCCCUCGAUCCACGGCGAUCCCAACACUCCUUGGUUCGAUCUCCCAGCAGCGAAUUGGCUGCCGCAUCUUACGCCCAACUCGACGAAGCCCAUGAACCCAGAUAUGAUCAAGCCGCUGCAGCUUGCCCCAGGACCGGCAGACAAGGUCCUCGCCAAGGCGGUCAAGGACUUGCUCGCGGACGUCGAAAGGCUCUACAACCCAGGCGCGCCCCUGCAGGACGAUCAGCAGCAGCAGCAGCAGCAACACACCGACCUCAGCGAGAUGGGCGAGCGCAUCGUUCUCGACGAGAUCACGGGCGAGGUCGUCGACGGGGAGACGUACUACGGAUGGUCCCGCAGGUUCUGCGAGAAGAUGAAGCAGCGAAGGAAGAAGACCAAAGGCGGGGCAGCAGACCGCGGCCGUGGACGAUCCGACUCCAGGAGCCGUUCUCGGAGCUCCUCCCGAAGCCGAUCCAGCAGAAGCGAUUCCCCACCGGCCUUUAAACGACGCAGACUGUCGCCGGACUCGCGGACUCCCAGCCGCAGUCGGAGCCGUGACCGUCGACGCAGUCCUGGGCGAGGCAAUCGCUACGACCCGAGAGACUAUAGCAGGUCCAGAUCCCGGUCAAGGUCAAGAUCCAGGUCGAGAUCGCGUCCUCGGUACAGAUCAAGAUCAACCUCGCGCAAUCGUGGCCCAGCAAGAGAUGGCGAUAGGGAUAGGGGCCGCGCCAAUGCGAGCAAGUCCCCACUACCACCACCCGACCGCAACCGGCACCACAACCCUCCAGACUUUGGGGCAGGAGGCCACACCACCGGCUGGGGACAACCGCAACAUCACCGUCUUCAGCCUCCGCCUCCGCCCCCUCCCCCAAGCUACAACCCCCCGCACCCUCAAGCCUUCCCGCCGUACCCCCCGCCACUGCCACAGGCGGCCGGCGGCUUCGGUCACUUCCCGCCGCCGCCGCCGCCGCAAGGCUACAAUGGUCAAUGGCCGCCGCCGCCUCCACCACCUCACCUCGGCGGUCCCCCUCCACAGCACGGCUGGGCUCCUCCGCCGCCGGGUCCAGGCGUCCCGCACAUGGGUGGCGGGUGGGCGGCACCUCCGCCUCCACCGCAGCAGCAACAACAGCAGAACCCGUAUCAACAGUACGGACGAGGCAAUGGCGGAGGCUACCGUGGACGAGGAGGCAGGGGCGGGUGGUAA
Molecule: messenger RNA, 1797 nt
Organism: Colletotrichum godetiae
Lineage: Eukaryota; Fungi; Ascomycota; Sordariomycetes; Glomerellales; Glomerellaceae
Exons: 2
Coding region: 1-1797 (598 amino acids)
Biological process (GO): intracellular calcium ion homeostasis
Cellular component (GO): perinuclear region of cytoplasm
Source: RefSeq, a predicted model, not a curated record